GCUCUGAGGCACUGUAAGAACCAGCAAGCAUGGCCAGCACAGCAGUCCAGCUCCUGGGUUUCUUGCUCAGCUUCUUGGGGAUGGUCGGGACCUUGAUCACUACCAUCUUGCCUCACUGGAGAAGAACAGCCCAUAUAGGCACCAACAUCUUAACAGCUGUGUCCUAUCUGAAGGGACUUUGGAUGGAGUGUGUCUGGCACAGCACCGGCAUGUACCAGUGCCAGGUCUAUCGAUCUCUGUUGGCCUUGCCCCGAGACCUUCAGGCAGCUCGCGCCUUGAUGGUCAUCUCCUGCCUCCUCUCUGUCAUGGCGUCCACUUGUGCCGUCAUCGGCAUGAAGUGUACUCAGUGUGCCAAAGGCACCUCUGUCAAGAAUAACUUUGCUGUCUCUGGGGGAGUCCUCUUUAUCCUUGCGGGACUGCUGUGCAUGGUGGCUGUCUCCUGGACCACCAAUGACGUGGUAGAGAAUUUCUACAACCCACUGCUCCCCACUAGCAUGAAGUAUGAGCUGGGGCAAGCCCUGUACCUGGGCUUCAUUUCGUCAUCUCUGUCUCUCAUUGGUGGGACGCUACUCUGCAUGUCAUGCCAGGAGGACGAGCCCUACUCAGAAUACCAGACACAGUCCAGAAUGGCAGCCACGGCACCUCCUUACCAUCCUCCCACCGCUUACAAGGACAAUCGUGCUCCCUCGGUGGCAUCGGCUUCACACAGUGGUUAUAGACUGAAUGACUAUGUGUGAGUUCCUAGAGACUUUCCAGGGUUUCUGCUGCUUAAUUGUGUCUUUCUCUGAGAUGCCCAGGUCCCGAAACUCUUAAUUUAUGGAACAUUUUUAGCACAAAAUGUAUGAUGGUAUAUAUUUUUAAUUUGAGGGGGAAAUGGGGUUGGGCCCUGAAAAUGGAGAAUAAAGAAGAAUUGGGGGGAACAGAAGAAAUCUAUGACCUACCAAAGACCACAAAACUUCUGCUUUUUAUUUAAUGUAGUAUUUAUGUUGGGAAUUCAAUAGCAUA
Molecule: messenger RNA, 1005 nt
Organism: Monodelphis domestica (gray short-tailed opossum)
Lineage: Eukaryota; Metazoa; Chordata; Mammalia; Didelphimorphia; Didelphidae
Gene: CLDN14
Product: claudin 14
Cellular component (GO): bicellular tight junction; membrane
Molecular function (GO): structural molecule activity
Source: RefSeq, a predicted model, not a curated record